Messenger RNA from Toxorhynchites rutilus septentrionalis, 1732 nucleotides. RefSeq lists its product as uncharacterized. Lineage: Eukaryota; Metazoa; Arthropoda; Insecta; Diptera; Culicidae. The transcript is spliced from 2 exons. Bases 462 to 1628 code for a protein of 388 amino acids. The record is from RefSeq and is a predicted model, not a curated record. Gene Ontology annotation, molecular function: nucleic acid binding.
UUCAUGAAAUACAACCGUGAAAAUAAUCGGCUUAAAGUGAGAUUAUGAUUCAUUAUUUUUUUGGUUCUAAUUUGCGCCACCAUUGAAUAGGAGACGUUUCCCAUUUGCUUAUCAACCUUACAAUGAACCUCCACCAAGCUAACUUUGACGGCGCUAUCACUAAUGCAUGCAGGGAUAAAAGCUACGUAACAUUUAUCAGUCACUCUGUACACUGAUAUGAAUUGUUAUAUUUCAGCUUUCAGGUUCAACUUAUCCAUUUCGUAAUUGUUUGAAAUUGUUGACGAGAAAAAAUGGAAAAUUACAAUAAAACAUACUAUUUUAAAAUUUUGUCGCAAACAACGUUUAGGUAAGGCUGAUAUUAGAGGUAAGCAUGAACAGAACAAUCGAAAAGACGACCGAAUGAGGAUAGCACAUCUUAAAUGGUGUAGAAGUUUGGCAUAGUAACGGGCGUUAAAUAAAAAAUGAAAAUUUUUUCAAUGCCUUUCAGUAACUCAAAUAAAGAUGGUAAAAUUUUCUUUCUCCAGGAAAAUUGCUCUUUGGGCUCCCUAGAAACAGUAGGCGUGUUUGGUUUUGCUAGUUUGAAUUUAGUCAAAGCAAAGAUGGCGUCGAAACAGCACGUGCUCCGCGAACGCAUUGUACGGUUCUACGAAACGCAUUUCCAGCAAGGAAAAAAGUUCACGGUGGCACAUUUUAAGGAAGAAAAUGUACCUGUCAGUACGGUAUAUCGUAUCCUGGAUUCCCUGAACGUAGAGCGGACAGUCGGAAGUGGUCGUCCGGUGACGAUAAUGACGAAGCAGAGAAAGACAUCGUUAAAGAAGCUGUUUGACAACAAGGACGCAACCAGCCUGCGUGACGCCGGUCGGAAAUAUGGCUGCUCCCACGUAUUGAUCCAUCGGACCCUCAAGAUGGAAGAAAUCGUCUGCAGGAAGAAGACGAGGUCGCCGGAGUACACGGAGGAGCCGAUUGAGACGGUUAAAUCACAGUGUCGGUGGACGACCAAAAAAUACCGCGGGACGUCUUUCGUUCUGGACGACGAAAGCUAUUUUCCGUUGUCCAAAACGCAUAUUCCAGGAAAUGAUAAUUACUACUCCAGCGACAAGUCAUCCACACCGCCUGAAGUGAAAUACAAGUUCAAGCACAAGUUUGUAAAAAAGGUUAUGUUGUACAUCGCCAUUUCCGACCGGGGCAUUUCAAAGCCUUGGUUUAAGCCGAGCGGUCUGGCAAUCAACCAACAAAUCUAUCGAGAAGAGUGCCUCGAUAAAAUCCUGCUGCCGUUCCUGAACGAGCAUCACGCGGAUGGGAAGUACGUCUUCUGGCCGGACAAGGCAUCUUCCCACUACGCCAAGAAGACGCUGGCGUAUCUUGAGGAGAAAAAGAUACCGUUCGUGCCGAAAGAUCGUAAUCCAACAAACUUGCCACAGUGCCGCCCAAUAGAGGAUUUCUUUGGCUCACUCAGUGCCCUAGUGUAUAAAAACAAUUGGAGGGCCAAGGACACGAAGCAACUGACUACAAGAAUCCGGAAUUGUAUCCGGAAAAUGGACGUAAGUGCCGUACAACGUUCUUGUGAGAGCAUCGCGACAAAGUUGCGUCGAACAGCAGGCCACGGCCCUUACUCAAACAUUCACUGACAUUUUUUUGAAGAGAAUACAUUAUAUUAUUAAUAAAAAAUACUGAAAUCGAUGAAAAACAAAAAUUUUUUUUUAUAUGUGAUUAAAAAAAUUCUCAUUUUUUA